Empidonax traillii (willow flycatcher) is the source of this 1509-nucleotide messenger RNA. It is a transcript of the gene ACTL10, whose product is annotated as actin like 10. The record is from RefSeq and is a predicted model, not a curated record. The coding region runs from base 237 to 1358 and encodes 373 amino acids. The transcript has 2 exons. NCBI's taxonomy places the organism in Eukaryota, Metazoa, Chordata, Aves, Passeriformes, Tyrannidae.
CAGGAAAAAGUGACACUACAGGGCAGAAGAACCCUCUGAGCACCUGCCUGUGAGAUCACAAGAGGGAACACAGGCAUGGUUCCAUCUGCACUCCAGCCACAGGACCCACAGCCCCAGCCCCAGCAGUCUCAGCCCUGGCCCCAGCACUCUCAGCUCCGGGAGCCGUGGAGGAGAGCAGAUGGACACAAGCCACAAGGCUCUUCCUCCCUCCCCGGCAUCCCUCCGGAGUGCCAGCCAUGCUGAAGCCUGCAGUCAUCAUCGACAGCGGCAGCAGCUUCACCCGGGGCGGCUUUGCAGGGCAGUGGCAGCCCCAGUUUGUUCUAAGGACUGUGCUGCUGCACCCCUGCAGUGCAGGCCCCAGGAGGGACACCCAGCAGCAUCCCACUGCUGCCACGGGAAGCACGGGAGGCUGCGCCGCAACACCCAGGUCCUGCCCACUCAAGCACGGCAUCGUUGAGGACUGGGAUGGCAUGAAAAGCCUGUGGGGCCACCUCUUCUCCUGCAGCCUCAGAGUCCCUCCAGAGGAACACCCGGUGCUCCUGGCUGAGUCCCCGUCCUGCCCUGCCGCCGACAGGGUAAAGGCAGCCGAGGUGUUUUUUGAGAGCUUUGGGGUGCCAGCCCUGCACGUGGCCAACACCGGGUUCCUGUCCCUCUGCGCCCACGGCAGAGUCACCGGGCUGGCCGUGGAGGCUGGGGCGGGAGUGUCCCACGUCACCUCCGUCUGCCUGGGCCAGACCCUGAGGAAGGGCACCCAGCGCCUGGGGGUGGCCGGGGAGCUCCUGUCCAGCCACCUGCACCGGCUGCUGCUGGAGAGCCCCAACCAGCCCUCGGCGCUGCACGCCCUGACGAGGAAGACGCUGUCCCAGCUGAAGAAGCAGUGCUGCUACGUCUCCCUGGACUACGAAAGAGACCUCCAGGACCAAGGUUGCCAUCAUCCAGCCAGAUUCCAGAUGCCAGACGGGCACUGGAUAACCCUGGGCAAGGAGCGGUUCUGCUGCCCAGAGCCGCUCUUCCAGCCCAAGCUGCUCCAGCACAGCUGCCCCGGGCUGCACCAGCUGGCCUGGCAGAGCCUCCAGACGGUGCCCGACCACGCCAGGAGGGACAUACUGGGCAACAUCGUGCUCUCAGGCGGCUCCUCCAUGUUUCCUGGCUUCCCAGAGAGGAUGUGCUUAGGGCUGAACCUCCUCUCCCAAGGCACGGGCGUCCAGAUCGAUGUCCUGGCAAGCCCGGCGAGGGGCACGGCGGCCUGGGUGGGGGGCUCCAUGGCAGCGUCUCUCACGUCCUUCCAGCGCGCGUGGUUGACAAAGGGCGAGUACCAGGAGCUCGGAGCUGAGUGUGUGCACACCAAAUUCCAGUAGACAGAUGGCAGCCAUCCCACUGUCAAGCUACAGCAGGAGGGACUCCAAAACACCGCCUUUGUCCUGGCAGAGCUGCGGCAGCGGUGACCGAGGGCAGCUCCCGCGCUGCCACAGGGGUGCAAAGUCAAUUAAAGCGCUCCAAAAGGAACAA